AUGCUCUAUACGGCUAAGGAAAAAUACGAUUUGCGUGAUCUAUCUCCGGCCAGCUGGAAUAUCGUAGUGAACUCAAUACUUCAAGAGGAACGAAUAGCCAAGAAAUAUUUCAGAAAUGCUUUCCGUGUGAAGGAUGCCGAGUGUGACAACGAGUGUCAGCGGAAUCUGCUAUGCGCCUUGCGAAUGGGCCAUCAUAACUCCACUCUUUACUGUCCUCAAGACCAACGGAGGCGGUCUUUACUCACCAAUAGGACCACAGAAUAG
This is a messenger RNA of Cooperia oncophora, 264 nucleotides long. Lineage: Eukaryota; Metazoa; Nematoda; Chromadorea; Rhabditida; Trichostrongylidae. The record is from the annotation of a GenBank genome assembly.